This is a messenger RNA of Alternaria conjuncta, 948 nucleotides long. RefSeq lists its product as uncharacterized. Gene Ontology annotation, molecular function: phosphatidate phosphatase activity. Gene Ontology annotation, biological process: phospholipid metabolic process. The coding region runs from base 1 to 948 and encodes 315 amino acids. NCBI's taxonomy places the organism in Eukaryota, Fungi, Ascomycota, Dothideomycetes, Pleosporales, Pleosporaceae. The record is from RefSeq and is a predicted model, not a curated record. The transcript is spliced from 3 exons.
AUGCCUGCUCCAACACACAGGCUCAAUUCCAAUGAGCUGUUGAAUUCGCCUGGUUUCCUAGGCGCGGCCGCGCGCUUCUGGCAGCGCUCGUAUGCCUCGGAUUAUGUUGGCAUUGCCAUCUUAGUAUGCGGGUACAUACUGGCACAGAUACAAUUCCUCGCCGAACCCUUCCACCGCAUGUUCUUCCUCGACAACCUCGCCAUCAACUACCCCCACGCAGAACACGAACGCGUCCCCGUCUCCUGGCUCUUCAUCUACGCCGGCGCCGUGCCCCUCGCCGUCCUCAUCGCCUGGGCCCUUGUCCUGCGCCCUGGAACGCACAAAGCGCACGUUACAAUUCUCGGCUGGUUCAUCAGCAUGAUCCUCACCAUGUUCAUCACCGACGUGAUCAAGAACGCCGUCGGUCGUCCCCGCCCCGAUCUCAUCGCUCGAUGCAAACCCGCUCCUGGCACGCCCGCACACCAGCUCGUCACCUUUGACGUCUGCACCGAGACAGAUCAUCACGUUUUACACGACGGGUGGCGCAGUUUCCCCAGCGGACAUAGCAGUUUCUCCUUCAGCGGCCUCGGCUACCUCGCCCUCUUCAUCGCAGGCCAAUGCCACGUCUACCGCCCACGCGCCGACCUCGCUCGCGUCCUCCUCGCCCUCGCUCCCCUGCUUGGCGCAGCGCUUAUUGCGAUUUCGCGUUGUGAAGACUAUAGGCAUGAUGUUUAUGAUGUUAGUGUGGGGUCGGUGCUGGGUAUGGCGGUGGCGCAUUAUACGUAUAGGAGGUAUUAUCCUGCGCUGAGGAAUCGGGGGUGUGCGGAGCCGUUUCCUAAUCCUGCGGAUGAGAAGGGCUGGGGGAAGGUUAAGGGGGAUGAGGAGAGUUUGAGGAAUGCGGAGGAGUUUGAACUGAGUGAUCUGGAGGAGGGGGAUGAGGAGGGGAGGAUGUUGAAUGGACGGCGGUGA